AUGCAUGUUUGUAUUUUUCUACUUGGGGAAGUUUUAGAAACUAGUUUUAAAUCUCCACUGAGCGAUCUGAAAUCGGUUCGUUCCAAAACUUCCCCAUCUUCAACUGAAAUCCAGCAAAAAUCCAAUCAAUAUGAUAGUAUCCUUUCUCAACUAGAUCUGAUUCAUCGUCAUCUGAAUGAUAUUGAUCAUCGUGUGGAUGAUUUUAAUUAUCGUUUGAAGGUGCUUGAAAAUUUAUCUGUUAGUAAACAACGUCAAUAUCAACCAACUGAAGAUAGUUACAAAAAAUCCAUUCAUUGUGACGAUGGUCUUAGAUUUUGA
Molecule: messenger RNA, 318 nt
Organism: Rotaria socialis
Lineage: Eukaryota; Metazoa; Rotifera; Eurotatoria; Philodinida; Philodinidae
Source: the annotation of a GenBank genome assembly